This is a messenger RNA of Talpa occidentalis (Iberian mole), 1538 nucleotides long. RefSeq lists its product as uncharacterized. The transcript is spliced from 3 exons. The coding region runs from base 260 to 1090 and encodes 276 amino acids. Gene Ontology annotation, biological process: cell communication. The record is from RefSeq and is a predicted model, not a curated record. Gene Ontology annotation, cellular component: connexin complex. NCBI's taxonomy places the organism in Eukaryota, Metazoa, Chordata, Mammalia, Eulipotyphla, Talpidae.
GUUGACGUGCUGCGCAGCUCCCAGAGCUGCUGCCACCGCAGGAGACGGUUGGGAGGACCGUUGUGGGGAGCACCACACGAGGCGAGAAGGGCGUCUGCUCCCUCCGCAGACCAGAACCGCGAGCACCAGAGUUGGCACUACUGUCACCCGGCAAGUUCAUAUUGAUAUUGGAGCUGAUGGCAGAGCAACGGGAGAAGCUGAUGUAAAGUUUGUGACACAUGAAGAUGUGGUAGCUGCCGGUUCUAAAGAGAAGAAUAACAUGCAACAUCGAUACAUGGAACUCCUUUUGAACUCCACUUCUAGAGGUGGCUCUGGAAUGGGAGGUUCUGCAAUGGGAGGCUACAGCAGAGACGGAAUGGAUUCCAAGAUGGCUGACAAGACUAAAUUUUGGGGUGUGGUGCCUACAAUACUGAAGAUGAGUAAAGACCCUACAAACUUCUAUAUUGGGCGAACACUAUGGUUUAGUGUUAUUUUUCUUUAUUUUUCAGUUGUGUAUGUAGUGCAGACCACCUGGACUGACGUGGUCAAACGCUUCCAGUGCCAUGGGGACAUCUCUGCCCUCUGUUUAGCACAGUGCUAUGAGGAUCACUUCAAUAGGCCUGUUCUAGGAGUUUGGAAUGUGGUUGGCAUUGUCUUUUCCUCCAUCUUCUUUGUGAUGGAGUUUUUUGUCUCUCAGAAAUUACAUAAGGAAACCAAGCGGCUGAAGAAAAAGCACAGUGAUAACAGCAGCAAUGCAGACCAAAGAAAGACAGAAGAUGAACUCUUCGACUUAUCCCACACAAAGUCCCUGUUAGUGAUGUAUCUUGUCUACUUUCUUGCACAGGGGUCUAUACAGGCGGUCUUCUUGGUGAUCCUUAUUUACUAUCACCUACCACUGGUUCAGAAUCCUAUUUGGUGCAAUGCUGUCACAUGUGGCGGACUUCACCGUUGCACAGUGAAGGGGACACAGGAAAUGAGGAUGUCCAUCAUACUUCUGGCCACACUUUCAGUGGUUAUCAUGACUUUCUGCAUUAUGUUCUUCCUGUACACCAUUAACAAGUACUUAGCCAUGGUACGUCACUCCAAAAAUAACUCUGAUGGUCAUCCUUGAUUACAAAAUAUGGAAGGCAUGCAAAAGAGGCCAGUCCUAGUCUUAUAUUGAACCAAUACAUAUUUUAUUCUUAUCUCAUGUUCCCAGAAUAUUCUCAUCUUAGAAAAAUAAAACAUGGAAGUGUGACAAGUUAGCUUUCUUCUUAUAUGCAUAACCACAUUUUUUCCUAUAGAAGAAACUGGGAUAGCUUCUAAAAUAUUAUAGGGCCCCCCUGGUAGUUAAGACACAACCUAUGAAGCUAUCCGCAGCCACUGCAGCAAAAGUUCAAUCCCUGGCCAGGAUGCUGCCCAAAUGGUGCAGCAGACCUCUCCUGGCUGGCCCACUGCUCCCCUCAGCAGUGUGUUUCAGUCAAUCUACCUGUGCUGCUCCCCACUCUGGUGAAUCCUCUCACUCACCCCGCACCUCUGGCUUGUACCCCAGUUCUUGUAUGCAUAAAUAAAUAAAUAUU